AUGUAAGCAUCAACUUUUUUUUUUUUGGUAAUGCUUUUCGUGGAUGAAGCAAUCCUUGAACCGCUCGCUCGAUCACGUUCGUUGUUUCCAAAUUGCCAGUGAAACUCUGUGGAACUCAAAAGCUCCUACGCUUCCACCAUCACCAUGUGUGACUGUCUUCCCUCGAGCCCACUACCCUUUUCUCUCGCCAAAUAUCGUAAAUCCGGGCUCACUACAUCCGCCUGGAGACCACAGCACGAACCGAUUAGGUACAUCCAUGCCUGGAAGUCCCCCAGGCUAGCCAUAUCCCGUUGUGGAAAUCCUAGCAAGGUGUUUGAAUCCGAGGAUUACGAGUCGUAUGACAAAUUGGGGUUUAAGGAGAAAGGAGAAAAUAACUCCGUUAGCGGUGAAGCUGCUUCGUCGGCUUUCGAUUUCCUUGAAUUGAAGGGUGCGAAGGGGAAUACGAGGAGUGAGGAAAGUGUGGAAGAAAGGGACUUGCUUGAAGUUGGUGAGCAGAUCAAUGGAAGGGUGGCACCGAGGAAAGGUAGACAAAUGGUGCGGAGGUCGAAUAUGGUGGCAAAGCAAGUGAUCAGCAUUCGAAGUGCUCUUAGCUUGGGCUUCGUCUCGGAGCUUUGGGUGGACAUCACAUCUUGGGUGGUUUUAUUUGUACAAGUGAGGCCAAAUUUGCUUUCUGGGGAAUCAGAAACUUUUCUAUUUGAGGAUAUCAGCCAGGUAUAUAAUCAGUUUUGGGCUCAUUCACUUGCUUUCUCUUUAUUGCUCGACACAGAUAAGUCUUGGCCACAGGUUGGUGAUGUAAUACUUGUCAAGGAUGAAAGUGUUAUGGAGAAUGAGUUUAAAAUGAUUGGACUGGAAACCCUGGUAGGGUACAAAGUUGUAACACCUGGUCGUCGGAAUAUUGGGAAGGUUCGGGGGUACAGUUUGAACAUUAAUUCAGGGGCCAUUGAAUCAUUGGAGCUUGAUUCAUUUGGAAUCUCAAUUAUUCCAUCCAGUUUGGUUAGUACAUAUGCUCUCUUUGUUGAGGAUGUGCUGGAAGUUAUGACGGAUGCAGUUGUUGUGCAUGAAGCUGCAGCCUCACGCAUACAGAGACUAACAAAGGGUUUCUUGGGCACCCAAAACGUGGGGACUUCCAUAGAUGACCUUGGAGAAUAUCCGUUUGAAAGACCUCCUAGAUCUGAAGAAAGUCAGGGAAUAAAAAGAAAUCAUAGUUACCAGAGAUUCCAAGAAAAGAAUAGAGCAACUCAGGAUGAUUGGGAGCUUCCGAUGGAUUUUUUAUGAUCUUUAUGGUUUUGCUGCCAACUCCUAUGUAGAUACGUACAUAGACUAUCUUCCUCCUGUCUUUCCUCGAAUGGCGUACCAUGCAUUUUCACUAUUCCUGAUGGGUUAAGUGUCUCAUUUGAUUAUGCAGUUUAGUUCAGGUGAGAUAAGGUGAGAUAAGAUGUGAUGUUUUGUUAAAAGUUGAAUAAAAUAUUGUUACAAUAUAACUUUUUAAUAGUAGUUUUGUUUUAGAAUUUAAAAAAGUUGAAUUAUUUAUUA
Carya illinoinensis is the source of this 1533-nucleotide messenger RNA. RefSeq lists its product as uncharacterized. The record is from RefSeq and is a predicted model, not a curated record. Lineage: Eukaryota; Viridiplantae; Streptophyta; Magnoliopsida; Fagales; Juglandaceae. The coding region runs from base 145 to 1275 and encodes 376 amino acids. The transcript is spliced from 7 exons.